Molecule: messenger RNA, 1096 nt
Organism: Fimicolochytrium jonesii
Lineage: Eukaryota; Fungi; Chytridiomycota; Chytridiomycetes; Spizellomycetales; Powellomycetaceae
Exons: 2
Coding region: 1-837 (278 amino acids)
Source: RefSeq, a predicted model, not a curated record
AUGGCCUCCUCGACUCUGACCAACCUACUCGCCCUCAUCCUCUCGGUGCUAUGCCACGCCGCCUACCACGCUUUCCUCUUCCACACAGUACGCCAUGCGCCAACUCGGACAGUGUACGGCCUCACCCGUGCGGCGCGCCGGGUCUGGGUCGCCGCCAUCAUGUUUCGCAAAAACGAAAUUCUCGCUGUGCAGACCCUCCGUAACUGGGUCAUGGCUUCAUCUUUCCUAGCGACCACUGCCGUACUUGUCAUCACGGCGGCGCUGACGGUCGUCGCGCAGAUUGUGGCGAGAUGGAAUGAGGAGAUGACGAAAGGACCCAUGUUUCCCAUGAUUCAGUUUGUCACGAACGACUGGUUCUCGUUUCGGCUGGCGGCGCUAUGCGUAGUGUGCGCCGGAGCCUUCUUCUGCUUCUCGCAGAGCGUGAGGUUCUUCAACCAUGCUGCUCUGGUAUGCAACGUCAAUGUAUCACCGCAUCCUCCACACGCCGCCGCAGCCACAGCGACCGCCACGUCCUUCAAAUAUCUACACAACAACCCCAUCCGAGUGGCAGCGAUCCUUAACCGCGGAUGCUUCUUCUACACGGCCGGGAUGCGAUGCUAUUACUACCUGUUCCCCAUCGUCGCCUGGUUCUGGGGUCCGCUCGCCCUAGGCAUCGCAUCCGCGCUACUGCUGCCGGUCUUGCGAAUGAUUGAUUUUCAUGUCAGCGAUUUCGAGCUGGAUGCGAGACCAAGCAACCGCUGGAUCAGGGGAGAGAACAGGGCCGCGGAGACGGAGAGCAGAGGAUCGAUGCAUGCUUUGUCGGAGAUUAGGACCGAUGGUAGACGGCAUGCUGCUUAGGACAAAGGAUGCAACGAUGUCGGAGGCGCAGCGCACCAACUAUGCGCCUCGCGACAUCCAGGAUAUAUCUCUGCCUCAGCCAGGACUGUUCAUGUGGAAGGGGCCACAGGCAAAUCAGUAGAGUGACCCGAAGCCAGCCGGCGUUAGAUACCUUAGACACCACUGACGCAUAACAGGACUGAUUACUCGCACAUUACAUUGUAACAUUUUGGCGUAUUCGCAUCACAACAGUAACUUUGCCAUGACGCUUCCAAAAGAG